This is a messenger RNA of Neocloeon triangulifer, 1088 nucleotides long. RefSeq lists its product as uncharacterized. Gene Ontology annotation, cellular component: external side of plasma membrane. Gene Ontology annotation, molecular function: carbohydrate binding. NCBI's taxonomy places the organism in Eukaryota, Metazoa, Arthropoda, Insecta, Ephemeroptera, Baetidae. The transcript has 8 exons. The record is from RefSeq and is a predicted model, not a curated record. Gene Ontology annotation, biological process: biological process involved in interspecies interaction between organisms. Bases 72 to 905 code for a protein of 277 amino acids.
GGAAGUGCGCGGCCUUUUAGAGCGAGCAUAAUUUUUCUUCUCGACUCACUUUGAGCUGAAUAUGCGUCAAGAUGCAGGACGCAGAGAUGAUUUACGAUGACGUCACGCCCGGUCCGUCCAAGGCCGAGGACGAAGGCGAGAAGGUCACGACGAUCAGGUUGCCCACGAGGGUCGUCAAGAAAAAGGAGCAGGGGUGUUCGACCCCAGCGGUGGCCAUCGCCCUCAGCAUCGUCUUCACCAUUUUCAGCUUCGGCCUCCUCAACUACUUCCUCCUCUCAACCAAUAUGUGCAAUGUACACGAGAUUUCUGCAAUGCAAAAGCAGAUUUUAGAUUGGAGCAGCCAGAUUAUCCAGAAUCAAGCGCUUCACGCGGAAUAUCGGAAGCAAAUCGAUUCAGCAAAUGAGCGCCUGAAACAGCUGGAACGAGUGGUCAAUUUUUUUGGGCUGAAUAUUUCCCAAUUCAUAUCUCCAGUCAACUGCAGCCUCGCACGUUCCCAGUUAACAAAUUUAAAGGAAUUGUCCAACGGCAAGAAAUAUUUCUUUUCCGACUCAAGUAAAGUGAAUUGGACUUCGGCCAACAAGAAGUGCAAGGGGAUGGGUCUUCACCUGGCCACCCUCACGGACAAAGCCGAUCUGGACACGAUCCACGCAGAAGCAAUUAAAACUAUUAAAAGGCAGAAUGAAUUUUGGUGGUUGUCUGCAAAGAAUUAUGGAAUCGGAGACAGGUUGAACUUCCAUUGGCACGACGGCUCAGAGCUGCAGGAAAGCAGCACCCUGUGGAGGGAUGAGGCGGAUAAACUCAAGGGCUGCGUCUAUUUCUGGUCUGGAAACGAAAAAAAAUUGAACGGCUUGAAUUGCAAUGAAAAUCGGUAUUUCAUCUGCGAGCUGCCAAAAGAUUGUUACUGAAAGAAGUCACAUAAAAAAGCCAUACACUUUUGAUAGAAGGGAAAAUAAUUUUUGCUAUAAUAUUCUUAUUAAUAGUUUAUGAAAUUUCUUUUAUUACUAGGAACUAGCCUGUUAAAAAUGUUUUAAAAUAAACUGAUAAAAUUCAAGUACGACACUUUUAUAAAUUAUUAAAUUCAGGAAUGG